Messenger RNA from Ichthyophthirius multifiliis, 177 nucleotides. RefSeq lists its product as hypothetical. The annotation marks the transcript as partial. NCBI's taxonomy places the organism in Eukaryota, Ciliophora, Oligohymenophorea, Hymenostomatida. The record is from RefSeq and is a predicted model, not a curated record. The transcript is spliced from 2 exons.
UUUGAAUAAUCAUUUACUUAAAUAAUUUAAAAAAGCCUGUAAAAUAAUAUUUUAUAAAUAAAUUUACAAUUUAUUAAAUAGUGUUCUGUAAAUAUGAUACAUAUUAUUAUUUAGUAAUUAUUAAUAGUUGGUAAAAUUAAAAUUUUUGCCUAAUUGAUUUAAAUAAAUUAAAAGGAA